Messenger RNA from Fraxinus pennsylvanica, 405 nucleotides. NCBI's taxonomy places the organism in Eukaryota, Viridiplantae, Streptophyta, Magnoliopsida, Lamiales, Oleaceae. The record is from the annotation of a GenBank genome assembly.
AUGGCAGGUAUGGUAAUGGUAACAAGGGGUGGCGGAUGUGGUGGCGGUGGCGAAGGAAAUGGGAAGAGUUCAAAAUCUGCUGCAACUGAGGAGCAAAAUAAUCAGGAACACCAGCAGCAGGUCUCUUUGCUGGAUUUUCUUAUAUCAGCUUUAAGAAAAUCCAUGGUGUCUUGCCGGGUGGAUUGGCAGGAAGAGAUGAUCUCCACCGUUCAUCACAUGGAAAUCGGGUGGCCCACAAACGUCCAACACGUAACCCAUGUCACUUUCGAUCGAUUUCAUGGAUUUUUGGGUCUCCCUCAUGAGUUAGAAGUUGAAAUCCCAUGUAGAGCUCCCAGUGCCAGAAUUCUGCAAUAUAAAGUAGAAACCAGGAAUGGAGCUUACUUGACCAUUGAGAAUGGAGGCUAG